Lycium ferocissimum is the source of this 1279-nucleotide messenger RNA. Its product is annotated as 26.5 kDa heat shock protein, mitochondrial. Gene Ontology annotation, biological process: response to heat. The coding region runs from base 107 to 832 and encodes 241 amino acids. The transcript has 2 exons. The record is from RefSeq and is a predicted model, not a curated record. NCBI's taxonomy places the organism in Eukaryota, Viridiplantae, Streptophyta, Magnoliopsida, Solanales, Solanaceae.
CUCAGUCUCUUGGAGCCCAACAAGAGUAGCCAGCAAUCUAAUCAAUACAGUUCUCAUUUGCAUACAUCCAUUAUCCAUAACCUGCAACAAUUAAUUACCAACUAUAAUGGCUUUGGCCCGUUUAGCUUUGAAAAAUUUACAACAAAAAUUGGGAUCAUGCUCCUCCUUCUCUUUGCUGAAUCCAAGUGUUAGUGUGAGGAGUCUUAAUAAUAAUAAAAAUGUAGAGAAACAGAGAUGGUGUUCUGAAUUUGUACGACGUUUUUCUACAGAGACAGAAGUUGGUGGUGACAAAGGAAAAUCGGAUAAGCAAGAAGUGGCUGUCACUGAAGGUGGCAAGAAAUCAAAGUUGUUUCCGAGGAGACGCCGACGUGGUAGUCUUUGGAGACGCAAUGACUCUGACUUUGCACCUGCUCUUUUUGAAAAUUUACCAUCGGGACUUGGAAAUGCGUUGUUGCAAGCCACGGAGAAUAUCAACAGGAUAUUCGACAGCCUGAAUUUGAACCCCUCCCAACUAAUGGGAAGGUAUAAGGAGGAUGAAAAGAGCUACAAAAUCCGGUACGACGUGCCAGGGCUAGGCAAGGAGGACGUGAAGAUAACGGUGGAGGACGGAAUGCUUACAAUAAAAGGCGAACACAAGGAAGAGAAAGAAGAAGGGUCAGAUGAUGAGUUCUGGUCAUCAAAAAGCUAUGGGUACUAUAACAACAGCAUUUUUCUGCCUGAAGAUGCCAAGGCUGAUGAGAUUAAGGCUGAGAUGAAAGAUGGUGUUUUGACACUCACUAUUCCUAAGACUGAGAGGCCUAAGAAAGAUGUCAAGGAAAUUCAAGUUGUGUGAGGUUCUUUGGUUCAAAAGUAAUAUACUAUGUUGCUUUAACUCUUUUAAAUGCCUACUAAUGCAUGUUAGAUCCUUAGAAAGUAAUAUAUGUCGGAGUAAUAUAUUUUUGAAGGAUAUAACAUGGGUGCUUCAGCAUUUGGGAAGUUGAGCAACAUAGAUAAUAUGUAGUUGAGCCACAUAGAUAAUAUGCAUACUUACAUACUAAGUAGUAUCUGUACAAGGCAUGGUGUUUUUUGUAUAAUAAGUACUCUUGGGUUUCAAGAGGUUGUGAUAAGGGUGGUUUUGCUUUAUUCUUUCCUCAUAUUUUUUUUUUCCAUGAUUUCAACCGAAAAGAACCAUGAAAAAUCUCUGUAAUGCUCUGUUUACUUUUUGUUGUUUUUUCUCUUGGAAAUGAAUAGAUUGAUGACUUUCUAGUCUGUUCCAAACUAGAAUUAUGUCGUCUUCUGG